ACUCCGAGCAGACGGCACCUUAUAGCUGCCAGACGGGUCGGACGUCUCCCAAAGGAGCUCCUUCCAGGUAGACUCAUGCAUGAUGUCCGUCGUCUUCUCUCCCAACCUGCGUUGCCAACUGCCGGUCCUCCUAGUCGUCUUCCAGGGGGCCAUGCUGGUGGUUUUCAUACUGUUUGUGAACUACGAUGAGCAGACCAGCCGCCCGUCUCUCUCCAACACCACGGCAGCCAAAGAUAACCGGCUGUACGAAAUCUUUCCGCUCUUUAAAGACGUCAACGUGAUGCUUUUUGUGGGACUGGGGCUUAUGCUCUCGUUUCUGAAGUUCUACGGCUUUGGCGGCAUGGCCUUCAACUUCUUAAUAGCCAACUUCUCCGUUCAGUGGUCGUUGGUGGUUCAGGGCUUCUUUUACCACUACGGGGACGGGAAGAUCAGCCUGGGUCUGGAGAACGUUCUGAAUGCUGAGUUUGCCGCAGUUACCGCUAUGAUCUCCGCCGGUGCCAUCCUCGGCAGGGCCAGCCCCGUGCAGCUCCUUCUGCUGUGCCUGCUGGAGAUACCACUCUUCGUGAUCAACGACUGGCUCAUGAACGAGUAUUUCCACGUCAUGGACGUCGGCGGCACGGUUGCAAUCCAUAUCUUUUCAUGCUAUUUCGGGCUUGGGGUAUCCAGAAUUUUGUAUCGGCCAGAGCUGAAGUUGGGUCACCCAAAAGACACCACAAGCGCCAACUCUGACCUGCUGUCUCUCUUGGGCACGCUCUUCCUUUGGAUCUUCUGGCCAAGCUUCAACUCCGUGCUGGCCAAAGCAGGAGAUGCCCAACACCGUGCCGUACUCAACACAUUCCUGGCCCUCAGCUCGAGUGCCCUCACCACCUUCACGCUGUCAAGUUUGCUUAACAAAAACGGACGGAUAAGCCUGGUGCACCUGCAGAACGCUUCUUUGGCUGGUGGGGUAGCUGUUGGAAUUACUGCGGAUAUGAUGAUGACCCCACCUGGGGCAUUUGGCCUGGGAUGCUUGGCCGCUAUAUCUUGUGUCCUGGGUUUCCAGUACUUGUCCCCAUUCUUGGCCAAACGGCUCAAAGUACAAGAUCAAUGUGGCAUACACAACCUGCACGGCCUACCGGCUAUUGUCGGCACCCUCUGCAGCAUCAUCAUCAUCCUCUUCAGCCCCGCGGAGACCUCUGGCACAGACCUUCAUGAUAUGACCUAUCAGAACAACGGUCUGGAGCACAGAAACACGAUUCUAGAGGUUUUGGGGAAUGGAGGAGCGCCGGGAGCCAGACACAGAGCUCUGCAUCAGGCAGCGGCACUUGGGGUCACCUUUGGCAUUUCGCUGUUGGGGGGAUAUAUCACCGGUUUGUUUCUGAAGCUCCCCUGCGUUGUCCACCCUUCUCACGAAUUUUGCUUUGAUGACCAACCCUACUUCCAGCUCCCAAAAGACUCGGAAAAGAAAACGAAUUCAAAAGACAAGGAGCGUUUAUUAACGCAGGAAAAACAGGUUUAACUGGAAACCCCACCGGCUCGUAAAACGGCCACAAAAGACAAUUCUUUGUUUGCGUUUACUGGACCCCGCCGCAUUCUAAUUCAGGUACCAAGACGGGACCGUUUGGGACUGAAAGCUCUUUGAUUCCGCGUGGAAGAACCGUGUCUUUACUGCUACCAUGCUGAAAACACACAGAAAACAUGCUAACCGAAUCUGUAACCAGAAAUCAGACUGUAUGGAUAAGGAACGUAUGGGCCGUAUGGAUAAGGAACACAUGGAUAAGUAAGGUAUGGACUGUAUGGAUAAGGAACGCUGGCGACUUUCGAGCAAGAAACUCCUGAUCUGAGGAGAACCGCAUUCUGGAUAAAGUACGAUCGGGAAGCUGCGUCUUCAUAAUAUCCGGAAAGUGUUUAUUAGACCUUUUACUGCUAAUAAUGAUACAUAAAAUAAAUCAAUGGAAUGUUCAUACGUGCAAAUUAAAUGGCUUGCGUCUUGCUAA
Spea bombifrons (plains spadefoot toad) is the source of this 1976-nucleotide messenger RNA. RefSeq names its product ammonium transporter Rh type A-like. Lineage: Eukaryota; Metazoa; Chordata; Amphibia; Anura; Pelobatidae. Gene Ontology annotation, molecular function: ammonium channel activity. The record is from RefSeq and is a predicted model, not a curated record. The coding region runs from base 80 to 1498 and encodes 472 amino acids. The transcript has a single exon. Gene Ontology annotation, biological process: ammonium homeostasis; ammonium transmembrane transport. Gene Ontology annotation, cellular component: plasma membrane.